GAUAGGAUGCCAGAUGUAUAGACAUUGCCAUAUUCAUUGUCUUCUUUUCUUCUUUCCAGUUCUAUAUACGACUUUCUCAUCUGUCCUUCACAUCCCUCUCGCUUUCCCCUCUGACCUCCUUCGUUCCCGCAGGUGCGGCUGCGACGACUGCGUGACGUCACGCCAGGAGGACUCCCUCCGGCACUCCCGGAGCCGAAUCAACGCCUACCGCGCCCUCGCCUCGCCCUCCCUCAUCGCCCUCUCCUCCAAGGACCCGAUCCUCACCGCCUUCGAGCUUUCCUGGGAGCUUCGGCGCCUCUCCUUCAUGGAGCACGAGUUCCGGAGCGAGUACCAGGAACUCCGGAAGCAGUGCCAGGACUUCGCCACGGCCCUCCUGGACCACACAAGGUCGUCCUACGAGCUGGAGGUCCUGCUCAACCACGACCCGUCGGGCCCGCCGCACGAGCACGGGGAGCGCAUGCACCUCAACCGCCUUAAGCUGGCCAUCAAACUCAAGCAGAAGAAGUUCGUGGCCCACCCCAACGUGCAGCAGCUCCUGGCCUCCAUCUGGUACGAGGGCCUCCCCGGAUUCCGCCGCAAGAACAUGGCGCUGCAGGCCCUCGAGAUCGUCAAGAUCGGCCUCCUGUUCCCCAUCUUCUCCAUCGUGUACAUCCUGGCCCCGCACACGUCCCUCGGCCAGACCAUGCGCAAGCCCUUCAUCAAGUUCAUCUGUCAUUCUGCCUCCUACUUGACCUUCCUCACUCUGCUAAUCUUGGCCUCGCAGAGGAUAGAGACCGUCAUCGUGGACUGGUUCGGCGCCACGCCCACGCUCAAGAAGUGGGUGGCCACGGACGUAACCACCCGCAGAGGGGCGCCGCCGAGCCUCGUGGAGUGGCUAAUUCUCGCCUGGGUCUUUGGUCUGAUCUGGUCGGAGAUCAAGCAGCUGUGGGACGUUGGGCUGCGGGAGUAUGUGGGCGACAUGUGGAACGUCAUCGACUUCAUCACGAACGCCCUCUAUGUGGCCACCAUAGCGCUGAGAAUAGUCGCCUACUAUCAGGUGCAGCGGGAGGUACGAGACAACACGGGCACGGAGAACCUACCCAGGAAGGAGUGGGACACGUGGGACCCCAUGCUCAUCGCCGAGGGCCUCUUCGCCGCGGCCAACAUCUUCAGCUCGCUCAAGCUGGUGUACAUCUUCAGCGUCAACCCCUACUUGGGGCCCCUGCAGGUGUCGCUCUCGAGGAUGGUCGUGGACAUUCUCAAGUUCAUCUUCCUCUACCUCCUCACGCUGUUUGCCUUCUCCUGCGGAAUGAACCAGCUGUUGUGGUUCUACGCCGACCUGGAGAAGCAAGUGUGCGACGAAAAGGCGAAGAACGACAUGAACUUCGACGACACAGACUCGUGCAUAGUGUGGCGGAGAUUCUCAAACUUGUUCGAGACGACGCAGACGCUGUUCUGGGCGGCCUUCGGCCUCAUCGACCUCGGCAACUUCGAGCUGGAGGGAAUCAAGCCCUUCACCAGGUUCUGGGGGAUGCUCAUGUUCGGCACGUACUCGGUCAUCAACGUCAUCGUCCUCCUUAACCUCCUAAUUGCUAUGAUGAAUCACUCAUAUCAACUGGUUUCAGAGCGGGCGGACACGGAGUGGAAGUUCGCUCGCAGCAAACUGUGGAUAAGCUAUUUCGAGGAGGGCGGCACCACGCCCCCGCCCUUCAACAUCAUCCCGGCGCCCAAGAGCGUGUAUUACCUCUUCCACUGGUUCUUCAAGAAGUUCUGCGGCCAGACGAAGGCGGCAAAGAAGGAGCACAUGAGGACGAUAAGGAGGAAGGCUAGACAAGCAAGCGAGAGGGAGUUGAGAUAUCAGGACCAAGUUGAAAUGAAAAUGAAAACCGAGAGUUAG
Molecule: messenger RNA, 1876 nt
Organism: Penaeus vannamei (Pacific white shrimp)
Lineage: Eukaryota; Metazoa; Arthropoda; Malacostraca; Decapoda; Penaeidae
Source: RefSeq, a predicted model, not a curated record